ACGAUUCCGGGUUCGGAAAAGCGAUCCACUCAUGAAAUCCCCAAGGAGAAAGCCGGUUUGUAUGCUUUAUUGGCUAAUAAUUUGGAGCAUUACAAGUCCGAUAUCAGCAGCAACUUGGCAAAAUCCAAUUCAAAGAUUAGUGCUGGCUCGGGUACAAGCGGAUAUGCUGAUGUGGUCGUUGAUGCUGAAGAUGAGAAGGUGACACAAUGGCAUGGUUCGAGUGACGCAGCUCUGGAGGAUGAGCCAUUUUAUCAUGGUUAUAUGGCUCGAGCAGAAGCCGAGAAGAUUAUUACGAAGGAUGGCGAAUUUCUCGUGCGAAAAGCAGAAGUCAGAGGCAGAGAGACCCCACAAACUCUUAUAAGAUAUCACAUGGCAUUGAAAGAACCUGUUUAUAACAAGAACGUCAUCCUAAAGAGCUACAUAACCACUGGUACUUUACUUGGUCACGGUGCAUUUGGUGAAGUGUACAAAGGAACGCUCACCGUCGGACUUUUCACAAAACCAAUCGAAGUGGCUGUCAAAACCUUGAAGAGUGGCACUUUGAACAGUGAUGAUAGUCCGUCAAUGGCCACUAACGCCAAAUAUCACACAGACACAACGCUCUACUGCCAACAAAAGACGUUGUAA
Messenger RNA from Ostertagia ostertagi, 627 nucleotides. The record is from the annotation of a GenBank genome assembly. NCBI's taxonomy places the organism in Eukaryota, Metazoa, Nematoda, Chromadorea, Rhabditida, Trichostrongylidae.